Podarcis muralis (Common wall lizard) is the source of this 3088-nucleotide messenger RNA. It is a transcript of the gene CFAP210, whose product is annotated as cilia and flagella associated protein 210. The record is from RefSeq and is a predicted model, not a curated record. NCBI's taxonomy places the organism in Eukaryota, Metazoa, Chordata, Lepidosauria, Squamata, Lacertidae. Gene Ontology annotation, cellular component: axonemal microtubule.
AUGGCUUCAAAUUACAAAGAAAGGAGAACUGCCGAUCUAGGGCCGCCGCCGCCGCCCCGCCAGGCCGUGCUCGUCAAGAAGCGCCGAGGGCAGGAGCGCCCAGCCACGCCAAACGAAGAUGAUGUUGUGGAGGGAAUAUUUCUUCCGGUGGGAGUAGAUCUCCGCCAAAUAACUAUACUCCCCAAAAAAGAAUGGGAGAGGAUUCACGAUAGCCUCACCGCCCCAGCAAGAGAAGCUGCUCGGAUUCGUGCUGAAAGGAAGGAGCGGAAAGAUCUGCACUUAAAGUCUCAAGCACUUGUGAAAAACUGGCAUAACACUAUUGCGGGUAUGGCACAAGCAAAACUGAAAGCCAAGAAAGAGCGUCAGGAGAGGGAUGAGGAAGAAAAAAGAAAGGUUGACCUGGAAGAAGCAAAGUAUGAAGCACAGAAGCGAAAAGAGGCGGUGGCAGAAUCCAAACUCUAUCAGUACUACCAAAAUGAGAGAGUGAAAGACUUCCAUAGAGCCCUCUUACUUACCGAAUGCUUAAAAGAAAGAGAUGCUCAGAUUGAAUUUAAAAAGGUAAAAGAAAACCUGUACCGCUGCAGAGAUGAAGAAGUAGAACGUGAACGUCAAAAAGCCGUACGAAAAGAGGAGGAAAAGAUUAGAGAGAACCGUAGGAAGAGAGUGCAACUCAGCAAGGAUCAACUGGAACAGAUAAAAGAGCAUGAACGCCUAGCAGAACUGAGCAGGCUGGAAGACAAAAGGGAAAGGGCAGAGAUUCAGGAGCAGGUCCUGCUAAAUCAACAGGAAGUGCUGCAGAAAGAGCAAGAGGAGCGUGAAGACAAAAUCAGGCGUAGAAAGGAGCACCAGGCACAUGUUGCUGACCAGGUAACUCUCAAGGCUAUCGAGAAGCAAAAAGAAGAGGAAGAGGAUGAUAAAGUCCGAGCACAUUAUAAAGCAAAGCAGGCUAUGGCUAAGCUGAGAAAAGCAAAAGAAGAUGAAAUGCACAGGUUAAUGGAGGAGCACAGAGACAACAUUACUAGCCGCCUCCUGGCUCAUAUGAAAAAGGAGGCUGAUGAUGAAGAUGAGCGUAUCGCUAGGGACAUUGCAGAGACGGACGCGCAGCUGGAGAGAGAACGCAAAGAAAAAGAAGAAAAGAACAAUGCUGAACUGAAAUCCAUCACAGAGCACAGAAUGAAUGUGAUUAAAAGGAAAGAAGAGAAAGAAAAACAGGACAGACUAGAGGCUCAAGAAAUACUUCGUGGACAAAUAGAAGCAGAUCGGAUUUUCCAAGAACUGGAGAAAGACAAGAAACACAGAAAUCAUUGUGCAAACUUAAAAUUACAAGACUUCCAUGUCAUGCAGAUAGUCGAAAAAAAGUUAAAAGAAGAUCGUGAGAAACAAGCGGAUACGGACUAUGUCAGACAAAAAGAACGCAUUUUAUUAUUCAAGGAGCAGGAAUUCCAGAAGUACGCAAAGAAAAUCAUUGAUGAGCAAUCCAAGACAACUCGGAAUCUCUACCCUCUUUUGAAAGCACUCAGUGAAGGUGACAAAGGUAUAAACAGACCAGUUUUUAGAGAAAAUGAACAGCCGUGUGAAAAGCAGCCUACUAAGCUGCCGUUUAUAGGUGACACAGCUCAAGAAAUGAAAUGGUUAAAUGAAUAUGAAUAUGGGCACACGAAGGGUCGGCUAGGUUUUUCAUGGUAAGGAAAACCCUUCCGAAUGCUACAGUGAACGUCUAAUGCAUUUUUAAAUUACCCCAAAUUGUAGUAGAAAAUUAACAAGUUUAAGAUGCCUUAAUAAAGGUUGCAACCAUCCAAAUAUAUUUACGUAUAACUUUGAAAAUCCGUAGCUCUAAUGAUGGGUAGCAUUUAGAAGUUCCAAAACAGCCAUUCACACCUUUCUAUUCAGUUUUAUUUCAGGAAUAUCUACUCCUUUAAUCCUUCAGUUUCUGCCACCUGUACGAACACCAAAAAUAACACGCACUUCGCGAACAAACCAUUUGCUCUACCUCUUCCGUUUAAACUUUUUAGGCUAAAAGCAUUAACUAGCCACUUAGUUCUAAACAUAAGAUUCCUGAUCGGGUAUUUGCCUCUUGAUGGCCAAAAUCCCACCCAUGGCUAUUUUUCUUUCAAUAGCUGGCAUGCCACUCCCUAAUCCCGAUCAAGAUUGUGGCAUUGUGGGGAGGUAUAUGCAAUUUAACCCUCGCUAUGCUCUCAGUCUGGAUUGGACUCCCCCUCUCCUGCUUUUUGCACUCGAAGCUAAUGGAUGCUCCCCUGGGGCCCCCAUGGACAUAGCAGGCAGUGAUCUGGAUUGGGACCACGGUGGGAGAGGGGCAAAAAGAGUUAAAGCCCACCUACCCUCCAUUGCACUGGUUAUUUGUGAAAGAGAAAAACGUCAUGCAUUGGAGGGACUGUGGCACUCAAAUUAGGGAGCCAUAUACAAGGAAGUAUCUGUAGUUGGGAACAGAGGUGCUUAUCCUUUCCCUCACCCCCUGGACUGGAAAACCUCAUCUUGGGCCAGACGGAAUAUAAAGUAGUUAGGUCUGCAGAAUAAAUGCAACAGGAAGACAGCAUCUCUUGUUCCCUUUCAACUGCCCCUUGCUGCUUUGCGUGUCAGUUUGGGAAGUGCCAUCAACUUGGAUGAUUAAAAGGAAGAUGAGCAGUGGUUGGUUUUCUACACAAAGCAGGAAUAGUUCGACCCUUAGUAUGCAUAAGUCAUGAACUAUGUACCUGUAGAUCUUCUGUCACCCCUUCUUGAUCAAUCGUCAUCUAGCCUUUAAACAAUAUUUUAAUCAACAGAUAACUAAGACCUCAGUAUAAGUGCCUCUUUGAUGAACAGUGAAAAGAAACAAUAAUUUAUCUUAAGUGUGAGAUGGCUUACAACGUAGUAAAGGAUAAUUUGCAGCUAUGCACUGUUUACUUGUAAUAAAAGCUUUGUUAUGACAUCAUUUUGCAGUUUUGGAGUUGACAUAGCGCCCAGGGAAGAAUAUUGUUCAGUGUUGACUUUUAUAAAGCAAAACUGUUUAUAGAAAUGCAUUGGAAACAUCUUUACCAAAAAAGAAUAACAGUGGUGUUUUAAAUAAAAUAAAAACAAACUGCAGCAUUUA